This is a messenger RNA of Cydia amplana, 913 nucleotides long. Its product is annotated as ornithine transcarbamylase, mitochondrial-like. The transcript is spliced from 6 exons. The coding region runs from base 11 to 913 and encodes 300 amino acids. The record is from RefSeq and is a predicted model, not a curated record. Gene Ontology annotation, biological process: L-citrulline biosynthetic process. Gene Ontology annotation, cellular component: mitochondrion. NCBI's taxonomy places the organism in Eukaryota, Metazoa, Arthropoda, Insecta, Lepidoptera, Tortricidae. Gene Ontology annotation, molecular function: amino acid binding; ornithine carbamoyltransferase activity.
GUGUUGCAGAAUGUCGAAACCUAACCACCUAAUAUGCUUCAAGCAGUGGACGGCUGAGAUGGUGAUGAACAUUAUAAGCAGUGCGAUUAACCUGAAGUACUGCUAUAAAGAUACUCACUGCAAGCGAAUGAACGUUCUCCAAGACUGCAAGAUAAUGGUGCUGCAGGAGGUGAAUGAGCCCGUGCUGAACAUGGCGGUCUCGAAGGCCGCAACUUUGCUGGGCGCGUAUGAUUGUAGCAUUGUUGAUCAUGUUAUUUGGAACCAGGAUUACAAUGGCAGUAUUUUCUCAUACAUGGCGGACGCGAUAUUCGUGGCGACAUCUACGCAUCACUGCAUCCAACGCUUCGCAAACCAAGCUACGGUGCCGGUUAUAUGCAUGAGAUCCAGGACUCACGCCAGCAUCCAAGCUCUUUCCACCAUCAUGGCUGUUAUUGAAGAAUUUGGCGAGAUGAGGCGUCUAAACAUUGGGUUCAUCGGGCCUCCACACCCUGUCUUAAACUCGUAUCUGCUGCUCUGCCCUAUGCUUGGAGCCAAUAUCAAGUUUUGCUGCUGCUGUCCGAAAUGUCCGGUAACCCCUCUUCUGUACAAAGCGAGCAAAGAACUCAAAGACACGACCCACACCGAUGUAAAGACGUGUAAAGAGAAAAAUGAAGUGUUACAGAGGACUGAUGUCGUCAUCGCUGGUCCUACUACUGAGAAAAAGGAGAAGAUUCAAUAUUUUACCUUUACUUUAAAAGACAUUCAAAAUGGUUGUAACCCACACUGGAUUUUCUUCCACACUUGUCCCCGAGGCCCUGAAGUGACGGACAACCUCUUCUACCACGAAAACUCACGGACAUUCAAAUGUUUUGAGAACAUGCAGUUUAUCGCCGCUGCUCUGAUGGCAAAUGGUGUCAAAGGGCAUAUAUUUUAA